AUGGAGUCUUUGACUCUGCUCAACCGAGCUAUCCUCGAAGCACGAGACAAAAAGAGCUUUUGGGACAAGUACAAGUGGUUGAUUAUCGGCGGGCUGAUUGCGGUUCCUAUUCAGCUUGUUAUGUUAUAUUUCUAUUUACGGUAUCGGAAGAGGAAGAAGUUGGCGCAACGACGAGAUGAUGAGCAGUAUAUUCAGAUGCCUGGGAGGUAG
Molecule: messenger RNA, 210 nt
Organism: Mollisia scopiformis
Lineage: Eukaryota; Fungi; Ascomycota; Leotiomycetes; Helotiales; Mollisiaceae
Exons: 2
Coding region: 1-210 (69 amino acids)
Source: RefSeq, a predicted model, not a curated record